Molecule: messenger RNA, 1623 nt
Organism: Pelagomonas calceolata
Lineage: Eukaryota; Pelagophyceae; Pelagomonadales; Pelagomonadaceae
Source: the annotation of a GenBank genome assembly
CGACCAGACAUCUCAGGCACAUUACGCAAACGCAAACGCACGCCAAGCACCACCAACACGCGCAGAGCACCACACAGUAGUGCUUAAAACAACGCGCCAGCAAAAACCACAGAUCAAGCGCACACAGCAACAAAAAACACAGCACCAACAAAAAACACAUUACCAUGUCCGGGUUCCACGACUUCUGCACCUUACUCGGCAACACGCUCGAGACGAAGACGGGCCAGAAGCCCACCAAUGAAGUAUUAGCCGGCAAGGAGGUGAUCGGUUUAUAUUUCAGCGCCCACUGGUGCCCGCCCUGCCGCGGCUUCACACCGGCGCUCGGCAAGUUCUACGACCAGAUCAAGGACUCCAAGAACUUUGAAAUUAUUUUCGUGUCGAGCGACCGCGACGCGUCGCAGUUCAAGGAGUACUACGACGAGCAGGCCGCCUGGGCGGCGCUGCCCUUUAAAGACAGAGCGACCAAAAAUGCGCUCUCGAAGAAGUUUAAGGUCAGGGGCAUUCCUACACUGGUGAUUCUCGACGGGAAGACGGGCGAGACCAUCACGUUAGAUGGCCGCGACGGCGUCUCGUCCGAACCGGAGGCGUUCCCCUGGAAGCCGCCCUCCGUCGCAGAGAUUCUCUCUGCGCUGCCGCCCUUCGUCGACAAGGAGGGCGAAGAAGUGUCGUUGUCGGAGCGGCCGGGGCCUUUACUAUUAUACUUCUCGGCGCACUGGUGCCCGCCCUGCCGCGGCUUCACUCCUAAAUUAGUGGAGUUCUUUUCGGAGCUCGAGAAGAAGUAUCCAGACGUAUCGUAGCAGUGUCCGAAACACGACGCCAAGGCUGCUCACAGCAAACUCGAAGAUUUUCACGCGGAGACGCCGAAAAUUUUUAUGUUGCAGCCUGUACACCCGCGCGCCGCGCGCCGCCGCCGCCGCGACGUAAACUCACGCAUCAUCACACAGGCCUCCAUCGCCUUCGUCUCGAGCGACAAAGAUAGCAAGGCCUGGGCGUCGUACUACCAGUCCAUGGGCGAGCACUGGUUAGCUCUACCGUAUGAUGCCCGGGACCAGAAGGAGAAGCUCUCGAAGGCCUUCGGCGUCAACGGCAUUCCCUCUUUGGUGUUAUUGGAUUCCGAAGCCAAUGGGAGAAACACAAUCACGACGUCCGGUAGAUCUUUCGUCAUGGAGAAUUGCGUAGAGGACUUCCCGCGGUCGUGGGCGCCCAAGCCCUACGCUGAUCUAACAAAAACGGCCGAGUGCAAAGGGUCGUCAAUUAACGACGAGAAGGCGCUGUGCGUCUUCGUGCACAAUAUGGAGGACAAGAACGUGGAAGGCCUGAAGGCGCUCGCGACGAAGCAGGAGAAGUCUGAUACAUUAUUUUUCUACGCGACGGCCGACGAGGGCAUCGCCGAGCAGGUGGUCCGAUUGUGUGACAUCAAGCCGCCGAAGGGCGAGGCGACAUUAGUGUUGCUCGAUUUGGACGACGACGGCGCCUACUACCUCGCGAACACUUCUGAUGUCUCCGAGGGCGCGCUCGCGAAGUUUUUGAAGGAGCCGGGCCCGCGCCAGCAGCUCAAGUCGCCGUGAUUUUGUCAAGCCCCCUCCCCCCGUUUCGUUUCAUCCUCGUGUAAGACUCCUUUCU